CAGCCUUGACAGCACUCUUCGGCCUGCUCAAAUAUACAGUCCCUGAAGAAGAAAGUACUCCGUGUAUAUCUCGCCCGCCCCGAUGCUUGACCACACUACGCUGGCGUCACCGAUUGACGAUAUACCCCUUCUGCAACUCGCAGAGUGGCUGCAAGCGAGGCUCGCUAGAGAGGUGGGCACGAUGAGUCGGUCUGUACUGGAGCAAGUUGCGUCGUCGUACAAAGCAGUCUACCUGGAAGCGCAGUACGCGCUGGACGCGACCUAUCGCUUGUCUCCUGAGGUCCUUGGACUCAUAUUCCGAUACGUCCCUGGGACGCCGCUCAACGAUCUCACAGACCAGUCGAUCGGAGGUCGUCCUCUCUGUUUCAAAGAUCAUGAUCUCGUUCGGUCGAGAGACGUGGUCCCCCUCACGCACGUAUGCCGGCGCUGGAGAGCGAUCACAAUAGGUUUGCCAGAGCUGUGGACUACUAUCGACGGGACGAAGCAGAUACCGUACGAUGUCCAAGCGAUGCGUUCUAGGACGCGGCCGCUGAAGGUGUUCAUUCACUCAUACCUUCGUUCGGAAUUCCGGAGGUGGCUACGCACGCACGCAAGCGACGUACAGGAGUUCCACUACAUAUAUGCCGCCAACGCAGAUCGCUAUGCCGUUUUGAUGACAGAUUAUCCCAACGUUCGCGCGGCUACCCUCGUGGACAACAACAUCCGUAUACGCGAUACGCAAUGCGAACUAUUCGGGGGCUCAACGUCAUUACGGUCGCUCUGUAUGCAGGGGAUCAGCUGGCUACCCACAAAUCACUUCCCCCAUCUCACUCGGCUCUAUCUAGGGAAUCAGCCUGAGCAUGGGACUGGCAGCAUGGCCGAAUUCGCGGCUUUCCUGGCAAGAUGUCCAAACCUCGUCGACUUGAUCCUGCUCCAUUGGCAUUUUGGACAGGUUACUUUGACCCCUGAAAUUGGUAGCGCGCAAUUACCGCAGCUUCGACGCUUGACGUUGCAAGGUUUCCACCAAGGCGAAAUCAUGAUAUUCUUGUCUCACAUCUAUGUGCCCGCUGACGCUGCGCUAUGUGUGCGGAUGAUGCAUAACCCAGUGGACCUUCUCGACGUGGUUGCCGUAUCUUCAUUCCCCGCUCUCGAAUCAUGCAAUAGGGUCCAGAUUAUCAAGUCGGCGAGUGUCUUCUCUAUGACAGCGUUGGGCCACACAUCUGGAGUAUAUAUCCAGAAGUUCGACAUCAAGGACGAACUGCCGCCCAGAGGUGGGAAACUGGCAAAAAUAAUCCCUCUGCCUCAUCUUGAAGAGCUAUGGCUUGUGGAGAGGCAGAGUUGCGAGCCGAUGCCCUCUGAGGUGCUGCGGGACCUUCUUCGCCCAAUCCGCGCGUUACGGAAGUUGGUCAUCACGAGCGAAGGCCUCCCUGAACUGAACCAUGUUCUCCGAUUCACCAACAUCGAUGCCACCGCUCGCCAUCCCCCCAUACAUGAAAUCCACAUCCUGGUGAACUCACCGCCAAAGAAUAGCCGCAUCGUAGUCAAGUGCAUGAAGGACUUCAAAGCGGCCAAAAUAGCAAAAGUCGUGAUUGUAAUCCCCAAGGACUAUCCUGCCGUAUAUGAGCCUGCCCUGGCCGUCGCGGGUUUCGAUUUUGUCGAACUCCGGAGAACUCGAGCUAUGCCGUGUAUAGAAUUGCCGUCGGUGUGCGCGACGCGGUCAGAGCUGUGGCCUUCGUGGGACAAUUUCCUGACUCUGGCAUGAUCCUAACAGCGCGGAGCUGGGGAGACGGGAGUUACGGAUGACGAUGUGCGCUAGAGAAUAGACUUGUGAUCG
Messenger RNA from Rhodofomes roseus, 1813 nucleotides. RefSeq lists its product as uncharacterized. NCBI's taxonomy places the organism in Eukaryota, Fungi, Basidiomycota, Agaricomycetes, Polyporales, Fomitopsidaceae. The transcript has 4 exons. The coding region runs from base 83 to 1741 and encodes 552 amino acids. The record is from RefSeq and is a predicted model, not a curated record.